Messenger RNA from Trichomycterus rosablanca, 1131 nucleotides. Its product is annotated as serine/threonine-protein kinase pim-1-like. Gene Ontology annotation, molecular function: protein serine/threonine kinase activity; ATP binding. NCBI's taxonomy places the organism in Eukaryota, Metazoa, Chordata, Actinopteri, Siluriformes, Trichomycteridae. The transcript has 8 exons. The coding region runs from base 1 to 1131 and encodes 376 amino acids. Gene Ontology annotation, cellular component: cytoplasm. Gene Ontology annotation, biological process: protein autophosphorylation; negative regulation of apoptotic process; regulation of mitotic cell cycle. The record is from RefSeq and is a predicted model, not a curated record.
AUGGACCUCUUCGAAUACCGCAGGAACGGCUCACUUCCCGAACAUCUGGCUCAGGUCAUCAUGUGGCAGGUGGUUCUCGCCGCCCGUCAUUGCCGUGAUCGUGGCGUUCUCCAUCGGGAUAUCAAGGAGCAGAACCUUCUGGUCAGUUUCGACACGUUAGAGGUCAAGCUCAUAGACUUUGGCUGUGGGGACUUGCUCAAGUCGACACCCUACAGACGUUUUGCAGGCACCAUACUAUACGCCCCACCUGAAUGGAUCGAGGAAGCUGGUGAGAAGAGCACGACUACAGGAAAGCACUCGGUCCAGAGAGGCAGCGCUCCUUCCAAAGAGUGCUUCGAUAGCCUGUACGGAGUCGGAAAGCUUCUGGGCAAAGGAGGCUGCGGUUCUGUGUUUGCAGGACUUCGUAAGGCCGAUGGAAAACAGGUUGCUAUUAAGAUUGUGCUGAAGAGUGGCUGUGACAGAUUCAUCACCAUUCCUGGUGAGAAGAACGGUCUCCCUGUAGAGGUGGCGUUGAUGCUGAUGGUGUCCGAGCCACCUCGCUGCGAACGUGUCCUGGAGCUCCUGGAAUGGUUCGACAUGCCCGAGUGCUACGUCUUGAUCCUGGAGCGACCCGCCUGCUGCAUGGACCUCUUCGAAUACCGCAGGAACGGCUCACUUCCCGAACAUCUGGCUCAGGUCAUCAUGUGGCAGGUGGUUCUCGCCGCCCGUCAUUGCCGUGAUCGUGGCGUUCUCCAUCGGGAUAUCAAGGAGCAGAACCUUCUGGUCAGUUUCGACACGUUAGAGGUCAAGCUCAUAGACUUUGGCUGUGGGGACUUGCUCAAGUCGACACCCUACAGACGUUUUGCAGGCACCAUACUAUACGCCCCACCUGAAUGGAUCGAGGAAGGUAAGUAUCAUGGUUGCGCUGCAACGGUGUGGAGCCUGGGCGUCCUUUUGUUUGUUCUAGUGUGUGGAGAGCUGCCAUUCUGGAAUGAGAGGGAGAUCGCUGCUGGACACCUGAUCUUCAAAGCUGGUGUGUCUAUGGCCUGCCGUCAUCUGAUCAGACGCUGCCUGGCCAAGGAUCCGAAUAAGCGACCCAGCCUCGAGAUGAUCCUGGAGCACAACUGGUUUUCAGAGAUCCUUAGGAACUAA